AUGGCGAGCACCAAUUCGCCGUCUCGCCAGGCCAGCCCGGCUGAAGCUGCAGCUGUUCCGGCGCCGGCAACACCAGCGCCAACUCGACAACCUCCAGCAUCUCCAUCUUCUGCCCGGGAACAAGAAGCUCCAUUGAAACCCGCCGAGUCACGAACAGAGUCUACGCCGAAACCACAGGCACAGCCCGAGGCCUCGACGACAGCGAUGGAAGCUGGUGGUCUGCCAGACGAUAGAGGCGCGUUCGAGCCCGAAAAGGAGACGCAUUUUGAUAAGCCUGAUGGGGGCUUCUACGCUGGCUCGAGGAAGGAUUUCCCACUUCCUGCGUGCCGAUACCCGCUCCCCAGGACGAGCGUGAAGCGUCUCUCAGAGCCAGAACCGGGCACAAAGGGCGGUAGACAGAGACAUUAUACCGAUGACCCCAACCAUCCGCUACAAGGCUUUUGGACAGAGGCUGGUACCUGGGUGGACUGGCCGCCCAAGAGCAGUACGCCUGGUCCGGACGGAAAGGAACAGGAGCAGCAGCAGCAGCAUGGUCAUGAAAAGGCGCGAGAGCCGGAUCAUGAGGGUGACAAGGCUGACAGGGGGAACCAGUCUGGCCCAGCUUCUGAGACGACGGCAUCAAAGACUGGGGGUACAGCUACUGUGAGUGCAUCAGAUGAUCGUGACCAGCAGGAGGCCGCCAAUACUGCAACUGCCCAUGCGACAGCCAACACGACUGCCAGUAGCCGUCGACAGACAAACGGCACCAUUGGGAGCGUCUACUCCGGCAACAAGAUUCGCCAUCUCAAGAAAGACGACGGCAUUCCGCUGUGGCGCAAAGAUAUCCAACAUCUCUUUCUACGGCUGGUAUUCGAGGACACCACGCCCGUCUUCACCCGACUUUCGGACGGGAAAGGUGGACUGACCUUCGCGGACAUUUAUAUCGACGCCAUGGCAAAGAGUAGCAAGACUAGCAAAGUCUUGAAGGACAAGCUGACCAGUGACAGGCCUGCUGCAAUUAACAUGGCCAUGGCUCAUCAGGACUCAAGCGCAUACAAGCAACUCCAAGACGCACCCCGGCUUAAAUCCAUUUUAAAGGGAGCGUCUGAGGACAUCGAACAGCCUAAUACUAUUGAGAAACUAAGAGAUACUCCAGUCCCACGCACUAAUCCCGUCAACCUCAUCUUCAUUCUAGCACAGUAUGCUCCUAAGAUAUCAGAAAUGCACUUCCAUUCACCCCAUGACUUCUUCGACCUUGUCAUGCGCGCUACACUGAGCAGCAGGAGCCGUGCCACGGCCUUCCUCUGGCUGAUGUGGUUUUAUUUGGAGAGUGACUUCUCCGACGAGGCGGCUCUGAAAAACCCUUUUGGUCCUGGUGUGGUUGGGGACGGGACCGAUGGCUCACCACUGAAGAUUCCCCCGCUGGAAGACCUGACGGAGGAAGAAGCUGAUGCGGAGAAUGUUGAUACCCAGGACGAGAUUCUAUAUGGAGAGGAAAAGCAGAAGGAACGCAGGAGUCGAGAUAAACAAUCGACCUGCUUCACUCCCCUCAACCAUAGCAGGCGCCUAGGCGACGAAGAGGACGAGGAGCUGCAGACUCCUGUUCAAAGUUUGAGAUCACGGAAUAAACGCAAACGCGACUCCUCAGCCACUCGCUCAUCAACCAACCCUGGGCGAACGCGUAUUGUUCUAAAGACGAAAAUGGACCAGACUCCUGAUGCCUCUUCUCCCGUGCCUCCUGGCUCUAGUCAUCCGGUCCUACACCAGUUUACUGCUGGAUCGCCUGCGCCGGGACAGACGCCGUCAUCGUCUCGUCGACCUCGGCCACUGACACAGCAUCAACUAGCCAUAGAGCAAAACCGCAGGCAACGGGUAGAUUAUAUCCUUGCUCAACGCCGUGCAGAAGAGUAUAGUAAAGCUCGCCAGGUCAGGGAAGAUGGGUCCCGUCUUAUACGUGCCGGUAGACUCCUCCAAUGCCUUCCGGUGGAUUACGAUACUGACGAUGACCGUUCGUGGGGUAAAGGUGGCCUUUGUUUGAACCCAGAUGCGCAGCAGGAAGAUUUUGGUGAAGCAGGGAGCUUCUACUUCUCUGUUCUGAAGAAGGUAGCUCGGCGCAUGCACCGAUGGGAUUGGCAAGCCAUUGCGUCAGGAGAUAAAGAUAUUGGGCCCAACGGGUUAAUGCACGACCACGCACUCGAGCUAGGGGAUGCGGGUGCCAACGCCGGCAUGGGUGAAGAGGAAGAAGCUGAACCUUCCGCCGCUGCACCGUCUAGGAGCUCUAGGGGAGGCAGAAGAGAUCGCAAAUCAAAUGCAAAUGCUGAUAAGCUGUCGACCCCAGAUCCAAGCCGACUGGCCGCGCCUCCAUCCGGUGGUAAGAGGCAGUAUAUCCGCCGUAAACCUUUACCUGAGCGCAAACCGGGCGAGGGCGGCCGGAGGGUUCGUCCGAGUCGGUCAAAAGCAGCUCUGGCUGCGGCGGCUGCGGCAAAGGCUGAGGCUGCAGCUAACAAGGCGCUGGCUAUUAAGCAGGAAGUCAAUGCAACCGGCACUAGUGCGGCUGGAUCUGAGCUGGGACUACCCAGCUCCCCAGCCCGGGACGUGCACAUGAAAGAGGCGGGUGAGAUCGACCACGACCAUGACCAUGAUGACGAGGAUGGAGUUCUGGACGAUAUUGAUAAGGACAUAUUAGGCGACGCGAGUACCUACGGCGGAGAUGACGUCGACGAAGAGAUCGAUGCCGAAGGCGAAUCACGCCUCUCCGUCUCUCCCCUUCCCGACCCAGACCAGGAGCCAGGGUCUGAAGCUGUCGCCAGGCAAGCUGGCAUGACUGCUGCCACAGAAGACAAGACUCUCCCCGCUUCCAUCAACAGUCAUCAUGACUCGGACGACUCAACUGAGGAAGACGUUGUUGCCACCGCCCUGGCUGCCGCUGACACCCCGGACACGAACGGGUAUGCAGACGAGCUUGGCCAUGGACGUGACCGGGAACAUGUCGACAGAGACGGUGACGAGAUUAUGGCUCAGGGCUAG
Microsporum canis CBS 113480 is the source of this 3006-nucleotide messenger RNA. RefSeq names its product ino eighty subunit 1. The record is from RefSeq and is a predicted model, not a curated record. Gene Ontology annotation, cellular component: Ino80 complex. The coding region runs from base 1 to 3006 and encodes 1001 amino acids. Lineage: Eukaryota; Fungi; Ascomycota; Eurotiomycetes; Onygenales; Arthrodermataceae. The transcript has 3 exons.